AUGUGGCUGCCCAGAUCUAAGCAUUUCGUCUGUGAUCAGUAUUCCUCUGGACAGUGGAUCCUGCCUGAAGAGAGGAUACUGGUUGGUGCUCUGGACCUGGGUGGGGCCUCCACCCAGAUCAGUUUCGUGCCUCAGGCCCCCAUCUUGGACCAGAGCACCCAGGCUACCUUCCGUCUGUACGGUGCCAACUACAGCAUCUAUACUCAUAGCUACCUCUGCUAUGGGCGAGACCAGGUCCUGAGGAGGCUCCUGGCAGAGCUGGCACAGAGAAGCCCAGUAGCCCGGGUCAGACACCCAUGCUACCACAGCGGCUACCAGGCCACACUGCCACUGGCGCCACUGUAUGAGUCACCCUGUGUCCACACUACAGAUUCCCUGAACUUCACCCAGAACAUCACAGUUGAAGGGAUAGGCAACCCCGGGGACUGUGUGGCAGCCCUCCACCGUCUCUUCAAUUUCUCCAGCUGUAAGGGCCAAGAAGAUUGUGCUUUCAAUGGAGUCUACCAGCCUCCUGUGCAUGGCCAGUUCUAUGCAUUUUCCAACUUUUACUACACUUUCCACUUUCUGAACCUCACCUCCAGGCAGCCGCUGAACAUUGUCAAUGACACUGUUUGGAAGUUCUGCCAGAAACCUUGGAAACUGGUGGAAGCCAGCUACCCUGGACAAGAACGCUGGCUACGGGACUACUGUGCCUCAGGCCUGUAUAUCCUGGUGUUGCUGCUAGAGGGCUACAAAUUCAGUGAGGAGACCUGGCCCAACAUCCAGUUCCAGAAGCAGGCAGGUGGCAUGGACAUUGGCUGGACACUGGGCUACAUGCUGAACCUUACAGGCAUGAUUCCCGCUGAGGCACUGACCCAGUGGCGGGCUCAGAGCUACAGCAUCUGGAUGGCUGGAGUAGUAUUUGCAGUGCUGACCCUUUCGGCCAUUCUAGGAGCUGCUGCCGUCCAGCUCUUCUGGACCCAGGACUAGAUAAAACCAAGCUGAAACAGAUCACAGAAGCAACACAUCUAAAGCAAUUCAAGUGUUGGGAUUCAACAGCAACAACAUAAAUGUUUGCGUUGUCUACCUUGUGAGCCACCAUCAACUGACCUUAAGAAAGAAAGCCUUUAGCACACAGGACCUGCUGGACACACCCUGGAUGUCUGUCUUCACGAACCCCAGACAAUCAAAGGGUUCCAGUCCAUCGAGCAGACCAAGAAGACCAAUUCCUGACAAUACAGGCUUCCCUCUGCCCUCAGGGUGGCACUGGCUAUGGGGUCUGCAGUCUUCCAAAAGAUGGAAACAAGAAGGGAUCUGGGGAGGGACAGCUGUGGGACUAAGGCUACCUCCGAAGGCUGUGGCCAGCCCAGCAGAGACCCCUGAUUCUUCACUAGAAUCAGAAUGGACCAGACAGCCAGAAUCCAGGUCUGUGGGCCAACCCAGCUUCCCUCUCCCAAAAGC
This is a messenger RNA of Cricetulus griseus (Chinese hamster), 1440 nucleotides long. NCBI's taxonomy places the organism in Eukaryota, Metazoa, Chordata, Mammalia, Rodentia, Cricetidae. The record is from RefSeq and is a predicted model, not a curated record.